This is a messenger RNA of Sorex araneus (European shrew), 1934 nucleotides long. It is a transcript of the gene SFXN2, whose product is annotated as sideroflexin 2. Lineage: Eukaryota; Metazoa; Chordata; Mammalia; Eulipotyphla; Soricidae. Gene Ontology annotation, molecular function: monoatomic ion transmembrane transporter activity. Gene Ontology annotation, cellular component: mitochondrial inner membrane. The record is from RefSeq and is a predicted model, not a curated record. The transcript has 12 exons. Gene Ontology annotation, biological process: monoatomic ion transport; serine import into mitochondrion. Bases 216 to 1172 code for a protein of 318 amino acids.
UGCGGCGGCUGGCCCUGGAGGAUGCUGCUGGCCCGCGCGGCUGGCGGGGCUUUGCCCGGCCGGCGAUUGGUCGGCAGGAGGGGCGUGAGGGCGGGGAGAAGGGGCGGCUCCCGGCUGCAGGCGGCGGGUUCGUGCAGCCUGCCGUGGACACGGGCUGCUCCUGGUGGCAGUUGUCACUGUGUCUUCCUCCCAGGACCAGCUCGUGUGUGAGCAGGAUGGAGGCCUUUGACAUCGAUGCCCCCCGGUGGGACCAGUGCACUUUCUGGGGGCGGAUGAAGCACUUCUUCAAUAUCACAGACCCCCGCACCGCCCUGGUUCCCGAGCGGGAGCUCGACUGGGCCAAGAUGAUGGUGGAGAAGAGCAGGCUGGGGGUGGUACCUCCAGGCACGCGCCCGGAGCAGCUGCUGUACGCCAAGAAGCUGUACGACUCGGCCUUCCACCCAGACACCGGCGAGAAGAUGAACUUCAUGGGGCGCAUGUCCUUCCAGGUCCCGGGGGGCAUGAUCAUCACCGGCUUCAUGCUCCAGUUCUACAGGACCGUGCCGGCGGUGGUCUUUUGGCAGUGGGUGAACCAGUCUUUCAACGCCCUGGUGAACUACACCAACAGGAACGCCGCUUCCCCCACGUCCGGCAGGCAGAUGGCCCUUUCCUACAUCACAGCCACCACCACGGCGGUGGCCACUGCUGUGGGCAUGAACAUGCUGACAAAGAGAGCGCCGCCCCUGGUGGGCCGCUGGGUGCCCUUUGCUGCGGUGGCCGCAGCCAACUGCAUCAACAUCCCAAUGAUGCGACAGCAGGAGCUGCUCCAGGGCAUCUGCGUGAAGGACAAGAAUCAGAACGAGAUCGGUCAGUCUCGGAGAGCGGCAGCCCUUGGCAUCGCUCAGGUGGUCAUUUCUCGGAUCACCAUCUGCGCUCCUGGCAUGAUCUUGCUGCCCAUCAUCAUGGAGCGGCUGGAGAAACUGCGCUUCAUGCAGAGAGUGAAGACGCUGCACGCCCCCUUGCAGGUCCUGCUGUGUGGGUGCUUCCUCGUCUUCAUGGUGCCGGUGGGCUGCGCGCUCUUCCCCCAGAUAUGUGAAUUGCCAGUUUCCUCCCUGGAACCAGAACUCCAAGACACCAUCAAGGCCAAGUACGGGGACACCGUGCCUUACGUCUACUUCAACAAGGGUCUCUGACUGCCCUCUCGCCCAGACUUCAGCCCCGCCUCCUCUGCAGCCCCUGGGCCUUCCCCUCUUUCCUCUGGCCUCAGGGCUGGGGCUCAGCCUUCGCCCUGGCCUCUAGUCGAUUGGACCUCAGGGGAUAAAAGUGAAACUGGGCAAACAGCUGCGGUCUCCUGUCUGCUCCUUGCUUUGCUCCCCUCCCCCGAGACCCCUGGAGACUCCUCAGGGCGGAGGUGCUGGAGACUGGGGUGGUCUGUAAGCUUUAAACCCCUGGCCAAGGAGGAACCCUCUGGGGUUGGAGCCGGAGUACAGCGCCUAGGGCGCUUGCCUUGCACGUAACUGACCGGGGUUCAAUUCCUGACAUUCCACAUGGUCCUCGAGCACCACCAGGAGAGAUUCCUGAGGUCAGAGCCAGGACUAAACCCUGAGUAUCACCAGGUGUGGCCCAAACACUAAAAGGAGGAAACCUUUGAGAUUUCUGGCUCUAGCUGGAGCUUGGCUUCAGCCUCUUCUCUUGCUUUCUCUUCUCUUGCCUUUCUCUCUCUCUCUCUCUCUCUCUCUCUCUCUCUCUCUCUCUCUCUCUGUCUCUCUGUCUCUCUCUCUGUGUCUCUCUCCCUCUCUCUCUCUCCCUCUCUCUCUCUCCCUCUCUCUGUCUCCCUCCCUCUCUGUCUCCCUCUCUCUCUGUCUCUCUCCCUCUUUCUGUCUCUCUCUGUCUCUGUCUCUCUCUCUCUCCCUCUCUCUGUCUCCCUCCCUCCCUCCCUCCCUCCCUCUCUGUCU